Adineta steineri is the source of this 2397-nucleotide messenger RNA. The record is from the annotation of a GenBank genome assembly. NCBI's taxonomy places the organism in Eukaryota, Metazoa, Rotifera, Eurotatoria, Adinetida, Adinetidae.
AUGGAAUGGUAUGACAAUGUGUUUGAUAUUUUGGAUCGAAAUAAUGAUGUAUUGGAAUAUACAAAGGAAGAAUUGAAUCGAUAUUUCACAUCUGGUCAUUUAAAUGUAACAAUCGAUGAAGAGGCAGCAGAACAAGAAGAAGAAGAUGAUAUGAUCGACGAUGAUAAUUUAUUUCUUCACCACUAUGUUGAAUCUACAGAGGAAGAAGUUCUAUCACAACAAUUCAGCCAGUUGUCGACAGACAAUGAAUCGGAAGAAGGAGGCUCUUCGGUAGUCAGUAGCAAACGAAAGUUGAAUACAACGUCAGCUCCCUAUGUUGUUUUCAAGAGAAUCAAAUCAACGAAUGAUAACGAUCCUAAUGUUACCGAAGGAGAAGAAGAAGAACAAGAUCAAAUACCAGCUUAUCUAUUAGCAACAAAUAAAUCUUUUGAUCAUAUGAUUCAAAAGGUGAUGAAUACUGCUAGUUCAAUUGAUAUGAAUGAUUUACGACAAUUGGCAUUGUUAAUACAUCAUAUUGCUGCUCUCAACAUACAAAAACAGGUUACCAUCGUUUAUUUACGAUCAGGUACAGGCAAAUUGAGAGAACCAGAGCCGAGUUUAACUGAAGUUGAUCGACGAGUUUGGCCUAUGCAAGUCAAAUCAGCACUAUCAGAAAAACGUAAACAACGAAAGAUCGUCACAACUGUACAAAUUACUACAGAAGAUGAACAUCGUGAUCAUGAAAAUCUCGUCUAUGAACGUUUACAAAAAAUUAACGAAAGAAUUGAACAGUACCAACGACAGUUCAACGAAAAGAAACGUCAGUUGAUAGCAUUGCUUGAAUAUGACUACGAUGCUGAAAUAUUGGAACGUAAAUAUCUAGAAGAAAAACCGAAUGAUUAUCAGAUUGAAGUUGCUAAACGUCUCUAUCAGGGAAAAUAUGAACUCGAAAAGGCAAAACGUGAAUUACUUGAAUUAAAACAACGAGUCUUCCACAAUAAACCAUUUUCCAUCUACAAAUCUGUUCAAAUAUCUAAUAAUACUAUUACAACUGCUAUGAUAAAACAACUGGACCUAAUCGCUAUACAGAUAAUCAAAGCAGAAGUGAAAUUUUAUUUAUUAGAAAACAAAUUCGAUGCUGAAUACAGUAAGAUGUUAGAAAAUCAUCGUAAUCUUGUGAAAAAUAAAGGUAUAUCUACAACAUUGAAUAAUAUCAUCGAUCAACGUCUUAAGAAUAUCGUCGAUCGAUGGAGAAAUAUUUACGAUUACAGAAUCAAUUUUUAUCUUCGAAGUUCCUAUGGUGAUCUGGAAAAUAUGAAUCAUGAGAAGGAUAGAAAGAACAAUGAUACAACUGAACAAUUAUCAAUGAAGAAUAUUGAAUUUUUCUCGAAUCUAAUUAGUCAUACAAAGCAUCAACUUAAUAGUAAACAAAUACAACUAUUGAGUCGAGGGCCAACUUAUACUCCACCAUGUCAAAUGUCUCUGUUUACUUCUUCGACUUCAUCACAAUCACUUAAUGAUAUAGUAAAAAAACAGUUUGCGCCGUUGAAACAUCAAAUGGCAAGUGUAUUGUCAAAACAUCAUAUUAAUAUUGCUUUAUCAUGGGAAGUUCAGAACGCCAUCAAUCAAAAGUUCGUCGAUUACUUUACUACAUCAAUACCAUUAAAUAUUCGUCAACGUACUGCUUAUGAAAUGGAAUUAGUUCAAUCUAUUCGAUCGUUUCUAAAGAAGAACAAUCUUAUUCUACGAAGAACAGCAGAUAAUCAGAAUACGUUUUAUCUUGGUGAAACUAAAGUGUUUGAAACAGCAGCAAACGAAUAUCUAUUGAAAUCUGAUGCUUAUAAAGUUUUAAGAACUAUCGUAGAAGAAGAAGAUAAACAAGAAUGGCAAAAUGAUUUGAAUGCAAGAAUUGAAGCCAUGAAUGAUGCAUUACAAAUAUUAAAAAGACGAAAAGCAUUGGAUAAGAAUGUUGUUGAUACUCUAAUUACUAAUUUAAAUAAAGUCAAAUUACCAUAUUUGUAUUUCUUACCUGAUGUUUCCAAAGUGAGAACCUUUUUUCUUCUGAUUAUUAUUAUUUCAUUUAUUUGCGUAGGAAAAUGAACUAUCAUUGAUACCAAAAAUUGUUGCACAAUAUAGUAUCACAUCCAAGAUUUCUAAAUAUAUUCAUCGAUUGCUUCGAUCAUUUGUUAACGAAAAGAUGAAAUUAUUAACAUUUCGUGAUGAAGUUGAUUUUAUGCAAAAAUUAUAUUAUUACACUUAUAAUCAACAACGAUUAAAGCCGACGACACUGUUCUGUACAAUUAAAAUUACUAAUUUCUACACAUUGAUCGAACAUGAAAAAAUGAUUGAUAUAGUUACAUAUUUCUUACAGGAUAAUUCAGUAACCAAUAAAGUGAAUCAAGUAUCUAUCAUGACAAU